Messenger RNA from Diprion similis, 1203 nucleotides. It is a transcript of the gene Smn, whose product is annotated as survival motor neuron protein. The record is from RefSeq and is a predicted model, not a curated record. Bases 313 to 1098 code for a protein of 261 amino acids. Lineage: Eukaryota; Metazoa; Arthropoda; Insecta; Hymenoptera; Diprionidae. Gene Ontology annotation, molecular function: RNA binding. Gene Ontology annotation, biological process: mRNA processing. The transcript has 6 exons. Gene Ontology annotation, cellular component: nucleus; cytoplasm.
CUCUCGUGAUUGGUCAACCAUGGCCAACCGAACUAAGCUCGAGAGUAACAUUGAAAAACAAUUAUUGACUUUAAAAACAAAGUUUUCGACGUAGACAUAAAUUUAAAAUGUAAAAAUAAUUUCAGAUAAUAAGCAAGUCCGCGUACGACAUUUGAAAACGUAAUUUUCAGCAGCAUACAAAUAUAAGCGAGAUUUAAAGGUUAUUUAUUUGUUGGCAUGUCGCCGACGCGAAGUAAUUGAAUUUAAUAGAAAAAUAAAAUUUGGUCCCAGAGCACGCAAAUUUUGAAUUAUUGAAGUUGAAAUAAUCAAAAAAUGGCAGAUGAUGAUAACGUUUUGUUUGUGAGAAAAAACUCUAAACAGAGAUCUACUACAACUAACGCUACCGAUGAUGACUGGGAUGACACUGCUCUCAUCAAGGCCUAUGACAAAGCGGUAAAUUUAGCCAAAGAUGAAGUAGCAAGACGCAUGGGUGUCGAAGCGCAAUCCACUUCGCAUGGCAAACAGAACAAAGCACAUAAUCACAAACCAAAUCGACACACAGCCAAGCCUUAUAAGAAAUGGGUCGUCGGCUCUCCUUGUCGAGCUGUAUGGUCUGAGGAUGGAGAAGUUUACGAAGCAGUGAUACAGAAAAUUUAUGAAAGUAGCGCCACUUGCAUCAUCAAAUUUAUAGGUUAUGAAAAUUCAGCCAAGGUCGAUAUCAGUUCACUUACUGAAUCUCUAGGGCUCAAUAGUCAAAUAGCUCAAACUAAAGAGGCAAAUGCAGAAAAAAUUAGCCUCCACACCACAGACUUUGAAGAUUCUGAUUCUGUAAAUAUUCCUGAAACGAUAAACAUGGUUAACGAGGAUAAGAUGGAGUGGGACACCGAUGACCAAAAGUUACCGAAGAAGAAUUUUACCACUGGAACAUCUCUUGGCUGGCCAUCUGGUAUUGUACCUCCUGCCCCCCCUUUACCGCCACAAUUAAUGACCAGGCUACCUGAGAGCGAUGGCGAUGCACUUUCCAGCAUGUUGAUGUCUUGGUAUAUCAGUGGAUUUCAUACUGGAUAUUAUCACGGUAUAAAACAAGCCAAGGAGAAUCAAGAGAGACGGAAAAAGUGAUACAAUUCAUAACUUCUCAUUAUUAAAUUGAACUGAUUGAUUUUUGUAAAAAAAAAUUAUCUAUUUAUACGAAAUUCAUAAUAAAAGUAAGUCAAAUUUUCAAGA